GCCAAGAUCAUGGCUAUAAUAAGUAGACGUUUUCACAAAGGAAGAAUUAAUAAGGUAAUUGUAGGAUAAUCUUGUUUGUGACAUACAUAAAAAUUAAAACAAUUCGGUUUCUUAAAAUUAAAGUGCUUAUGGAACGAAAUUUAACCCAAUUUUUUGCGUUAGUGCAUGCAUUCCAAAGAAAAUUCAAAUUUAAAAAAGAUUAUUUGCCCGUUGUUUUCUAUUCUUAUUUUUGUACUAAUUUUUAUAGAGAGCGAACAUGGAAUUGCUUCAACUUGCCAAAAACAAGAGCUUCCGAGGAUCGUUUAAAACCACAACAGGAGACGGGACAAUAGGUAUGAGUGAGUCAUUAAUCUUUUGAAAUCACAAAAAUUAUGUCGUUCCUGAGCUCUGAUUUGGAAAAACUUAGGAAAUGGCUAAUUGCCAAUAAACUUAGUCUAAAUGUUGCUAAGACUGAGUUUAUGUUAAUUGGUUCAAAACAAAUGAUAAAAAAUAUUUCAAAUUUGCAACUAAAUGUGAAAAUUGAAAACGAGUCAAUUAAACAAGUUUAUGAAUCCAAAACUCUUGGAGUGACAAUUAACCAGCAUUUAUCUUGGAAAACUAACACUGAGAAUAUUUGCAAGAAAAUUACAUCUGGAAUAUCGGCUCUUAGACGUUUAAAAGAAUUUGCUGAUAAGCAAACACUUCUUUCUGUAUAUAAUGCUAUUGUUCGCCCAUAUUUCGAUUACUGCUGUGAAGUAUGGGAUGUGUUUGGAGAAACGCAAUCAAAAAGACUCUAAAAACUACAAAACAGAGCUGCUCGGAUUAUUUUGAAUAUGAGCAAUGACAUAGAUCACUCUGUUGCAUUGCAAGCAUUGGGUUGGAAGCCACUUAAAACAGAAAGGAAGAAAAAUAAAGCAAAAAUCAUGUACAAAUUAUUGAAUAAAAUGGGACCCAAAUCACUCAGUAAUCUCUUCACAUAUAAGGGUGAGGUGACAAACUACAAACUUCGGAACAUUUCAAGUAGUCUUUGUUUACCACAACCCGCGUACUAAUAAUAUGAAAAAAAGUUUUGUGUAUGACGGAGCACACCUUUGGAAUUCUAUUCCUAAAGAAAUAAGAGAGAGCAAAUCCUUUUCUUCCUUUCGAAAGAAAAUCACUACUCACAUUGACUGAUACCUAAUUAACAUAGAUGUUAAUAUUAUCUGUAUAUAGAUUACUACCUUAGUUUGUUAGUUCAUAUAAUACUAUAUAUCUUAUAUAAUUUUGUAAAUAGUUUUAAAAUUCUUUUCUGUAUACUUUUCGCACGCCCCUCGUGGAAAUCAGCUUCGGUUGACGAGGUCAGCGUGUUUAAAUAAAGUUUAUCUAUCUAUCUUUAUCUAUCUAUCUCUGUAUGAGAUGUAUACAUUCAGUAAUAGGUAUUAUCGUUGGAAAGAUGACAUAACUGGAGAACAGUUUGGUUAAUAAUCUUUCCAAAUAUACCGCAGUGGUCCGGACAACUUGAUAAAGACUAAAAAUACCUUAGAUAUAAUGGGAAGCAUUCUGCUAUGCGAAGAGUUAUUUUUCUCUUCCAAAUAUUAAUAUUACUGAAUUCCAUUCCUUUUUUAAUUCAAUAGUGGACGUGCUUACCAGUAGUCUCGAUCAUCUAUCCCGCAUUAAAGGGUCACUGCCGAUCAAAUCUUUACUGAAGUUGUGUCGAAAACAACCAAAUUGUAAGUAA
Paramuricea clavata is the source of this 1696-nucleotide messenger RNA. NCBI's taxonomy places the organism in Eukaryota, Metazoa, Cnidaria, Anthozoa, Malacalcyonacea, Plexauridae. The record is from the annotation of a GenBank genome assembly.